CAUUUCAUUAUCAUAUACGUUUUCUUAACUGUGCCUCCAGAGGAGCGGCAACUAAGGUGUGCGAAAAUGGUAAAACUACUUUUGGUAGUUUAUUUAAUUGUAAUUUGGAGUACAGAGGUAAGUGGGGAUAUUUGUCCAGAUGAUGUCGAUAUUACACCCAUUGAUGAGACCAAGCCAUCAGUAUUUCAACAGCUAUCCGCCUUGGAAAUAAACAGAGUAAGGGACUAUCUUAAAACCGUUCCUGAUCUUAAUUACAAAGCAGGCCCCGAUGGAAACGUUUCCGAUACAUUUGCGUAUAUAAUUGAGAAGAAGCCAGUUCCAAAAGAUGAUGUUUUAGCUUAUGUUGAUGGCAGUGGACAGGUGCCAAAACGAGAGGCAAGAGUAGCGUUAGCUGCACCAACGGGAAUGUUGGAGUAUACUGUAGGACCAUUGCCUAAUCCUACAUAUCAUUUCAAGACAAAAUUCCCAAAAUGGAGUCGAACUGAAUUGAGAUUCACUGAUCGCCCAUCUGCCAUAGACUCGAUCGCACUUACUAUAACCAUCCAAAGAGAAGCACGCAAAAUGACAAAAAUACUACAUGAAAGUUUUAAUGGUUUUGAUUUUGAAGAUACCUGCAAUGAUAAAUGCCUAACAUAUUUUGAUAUGAAGCUAAAUGUAUACCAGAACAGAAGGCUAUUAUGGGUUAAUAUUUUACGCAAAGUUCCACUCUCAGUAGGCUCUCCACUGAUUCAUCCGUUAGCACUUCAGUUGCUCGUUGAUAUGACCAGUUCCGACCCUGACAAGUGGAACGUCGGCCAAGUUUGGUACAAUGAACAACGUUUCGAUUCGGUAGAUGACUUAGUGGAGAAAUACAAUAAUGAUGAAGUAAAAAAAAUUAGGAUGUCAUAUGAUGAAACCGAUGUAUAUUCAUCGAUGAGACGACGAGGUAAUGACAAUAUGAAAAGUACAAAGAGGGGCCCCGACUGCUUCCCCCAAGAUGGUAGAAGAUACUCCGUCGAUGGACAUCGUGUAAAAUAUAUGAAUUGGGAAUUUGAAUUUACUUACAGACAGACCACCGGGCCACAGUUAUUCGACAUAAGGUUUAACAAUACGAGGAUUGUGUAUGAAUUAAGUAUGCAAGAAGUAGCAUUAUCUUACACAGGAAAGAGUCCGUUCUCUCGCCACGGAAAUGUUUUCUAUGACAACGUAGUUCUCAUUGGCAACUUCUUUUCACCUCUAAUGCCUGGUGUGGACUGCCCGAAAGGAGCUUCAUUUUUCAGCACUUCUCACUACUCGUAUAAACUUGCACGAGAAGUUGAAAUACCCAACGCGUUUUGCCUUUUUGAGUACACCGAGGGUCCACCACUUAGGCGUCAUUAUGACAGCGAUCAUCAUGGCGGGUAUUAUUUCUAUGCCGGUAUGCCAAACAAUGCGCUUGUUCUGAGAAGCAUACAGUCUAACUACAAUUACGAUUAUGUAUUUGACUUCAUCUUUUACCAGAAUGGUGUUAUAGGUACUAAGAUUGGGGCCUCUGGAUACGUAAUGCCUGAAUUUGCGAACAGAAAAGUACCCAAGGAAAACCCAUUUGGAUUUAAAAUUCACGAAAAUGUUAGAGGUAUGCUUCAUCAGCAUCUAUUUAGUUUCAAAGUUGACUUAGAUAUUCAAGGAAGGAAAAACAGACACGAAACACUCGCAGUAGUCGCUAGGCCCACAGUUCAUAAAGUAGUUGAUGGUAUAGAGGAGGACGCACAUGAACAAUAUCUUAAGAGGCAUCUCAAACAUGUAGAAAAAGAUGCUGCGUAUAGAUUCAAAUACAAAAAGCCGAAAUUCUAUCUCUUCUACAACAAUCGUGAAAAGAGUAAAUGGGGAGCCAAGCGAGCAUACUACAUAGAUAACCAAGGCGUAAGCAAAUAUCUAUAUCCCGACGAUUCUACGAAAACUGAUUCGGUAGCAUGGGCGAAGUAUCAGCUUGCAGUCACGCGAUAUCACGAUGAUGAAGACAGAAGCACAUCAGCCUAUAACACGUUCCACCAGGCGGACCCUGUUUUGAAUUUCGAUUCAUAUAUUAAUGACAAUGAAAAUAUAACAGACGAGGAUCUGGUGGCCUGGGUAUCUCUUGGUUUUCAACACGUUCCCAACCAUUCAUCAGAUGUUCCUGUUACAACAACACCCGGGAAUAUCUUCAGUUUCUACUUGAAACCUUUCAACUAUUUUGACGAAGACCCGUCUAUAUCAUCGAACGAUAAUGUUUAUGUCACUCCUGGAAAAGAUGGUGGGAUUGUUGUUGAAGAGAACGCAAACAAUGCAAAGGAAAGUUGCUCGCAUCCAAAUAAAGAUCCACGCUUUGUUGGAGAUUAUGUUAAGCCAGAGUUUUAAUGACAGACUCAAUAAAUCAUGACAUUGACUUUAAUUAAGGAAAAUAAUUCUAAGGAUAAAAUAUAAAUCAGAUUUCUUAUUCAAAAUUGUACUCGGUCAGUACACUAUAGUAGUUCCUGAUACUCCUACUUGCUUAUACCAGUCUCGUUCCGUUUGUACUCCGUGUAAGAGACUGUUAUUUUUGAAUCUUUAUUUAAUUGGAAUUGAGAAUACUAUUUUCAAAGUUGGAAAUUUCCAAUAGGCCUAACUCCAAUUUUUGGAUUCUGAAAAAAAUUCUUUUAUCAGAGAAUAAAUGUAAAGAUAGCGAACUAACAUCGAUUAAGGCGAAGUUAAAUUAAAUAAAAAGUACAAAAAUGACUGCCAUAUUUUUUUUUGAUAAAGACACAUGUUUUUAAAAUCUGUUUACGUAUAUGAAUUGUAUAUAUUGACUAAAGAAACAUGUCAAAGUUAACACCACGCAUUUUUCAAAACUAUGAAUUGGAGGUGCGUGGAUCCCCAAAGCUAGCAUGAAGAGUGUGAAGUGAGGCUAAUUUUUGAAAGUUUCAAGGAGUAGCCUUGCAACAGUCACACA
This is a messenger RNA of Owenia fusiformis, 2926 nucleotides long. NCBI's taxonomy places the organism in Eukaryota, Metazoa, Annelida, Polychaeta, Sabellida, Oweniidae. The record is from the annotation of a GenBank genome assembly.